Phycomyces blakesleeanus NRRL 1555(-) is the source of this 2354-nucleotide messenger RNA. RefSeq names its product glycosyltransferase family 3 protein. Gene Ontology annotation, cellular component: cytoplasm. Gene Ontology annotation, molecular function: alpha-1,4-glucan glucosyltransferase (UDP-glucose donor) activity. The transcript is spliced from 7 exons. NCBI's taxonomy places the organism in Eukaryota, Fungi, Mucoromycota, Mucoromycetes, Mucorales, Phycomycetaceae. The coding region runs from base 106 to 2193 and encodes 695 amino acids. The record is from RefSeq and is a predicted model, not a curated record. Gene Ontology annotation, biological process: glycogen biosynthetic process.
GAUUUUUGUGCUUUUGCUUCUUUCUCUUCUUUCUCUUCUGUCCAUCUGUCUCUAUUCCUUACCCGAUCUUAAAUUCUACAUCCCCAGGACAAAGCUGACAUAAUCAUGCCUGAAAGAGAUGUCUAUAACCCUUUGUUGUUUGAAAUUGCAUGGGAAGUUGCCAACAAAGUCGGUGGUAUCUAUACCGUAAUCAAGACAAAGGUUCCGGUUACUGUCCAUGAGUUUGGAGACAGAUACUGCUUAAUAGGCCCUCUGUCUUACAAGACUGCCCCAAUGGAAGUCGAGGCUCUCGAGCCACCAAACGGGAAGAUACGGGAGACUCUGGAAGCCAUGGCUGCUCACAAUGUCAAAUACCUUUUCGGGCGUUGGCUUGUGGAGGGAUCUCCUUAUGUGCUCUUAUUUGACACCGGUAGUGUCCAGCACAAGAUGGACGAGUGGAAGGGUGAUCUCUGGAGAUCGGCAGGUAUUCCGAGUCCCCCUAAUGACACCGAAACAAACGAGGCCAUUCUGUUUGGAUAUCUUGUUACCUGGUUUCUCGGUGAAUUGGCUGCAAAGUACAAUCAACCUUCCGAUCCAGCCAUUAUUGCUCAUUUCCACGAGUGGUUAGCAGGCGUAUCUAUCCCAUUGCUCAAGAAGAGACGCGUUGAUGUUACUACAAUCUUCACUACUCACGCCACUCUGCUUGGUCGCUAUCUAUGUGCUGGGUCUGUGGAUUUCUACAACAACCUGCGUGGAUUUGAUGUUGAUCAAGAAGCAGGCAAGAGAGGCAUUUAUCACAGAUACUGUAUCGAACGUGCAGCUGCCCACUGCUCAGAUGUCUUUACUACCGUCAGUCACAUCACAGCCUAUGAAAGUGAACAUCUCCUGAAGCGUAAACCGGACGGUGUGUUGCCCAACGGUCUCAAUGUAGUCAAGUUCCAGGCUGUUCAUGAAUUCCAAAACAAACAUGCCCUCAACAAGGAAAAGAUCAAUGACUUUGUCCGGGGUCACUUUUAUGGCCAUUACGAUUUCGAUCUUGAAAAUACAGUCUAUUUCUUUACUGCCGGUCGAUACGAGUACCGAAAUAAAGGUGUCGAUAUGUUUGCAGAAUCAUUGGGACGUCUCAAUGAUCGUCUCAAGGCUGCAAAGUCAAAUACGACUGUUGUUGCGUUUAUGGUAAUGCCAGCUGAAACACACAGUUUCAAUGUGGAAGCACUCAAGGGUCAGGCAGUCACAAAACAAUUGCGUGAGACUGUAAAUGAGAUUCAGGGACGCAUUGGAAGACGUAUCUUUGAAAAGGCACUAAGAGGAGAAGAACUCUCGGCCGAAGACUAUCUAUCAGAAGAAGAUCGUGUGCUAUUAAAGCGACGCGUGUUUGCCCUCAAGCGCACUAGUCUUCCUCCAAUUGUGUCACACAACAUUGUGGACGAUGGGAAUGACCCUGUUAUUAACCAACUCCGUCGCCUGCAACUGUACAACAAACCGGAAGAUCGGGUCAAGAUCAUUUUCCACCCUGAGUUCCUCAAUGCAAACAAUCCUUUGCUUGGUCUUGACUACGAAGACUUUGUCCGUGGAUGCCAUCUUGGCGUCUUUCCUUCAUACUAUGAGCCUUGGGGUUAUACUCCAGCAGAGUGCACUGUAAUGGGUGUACCCUCCAUCACAACAAACUUGUCUGGCUUUGGUUGUUUCAUGGAUGAGAAUAUCGAAAACUGUGAAGACUAUGGUAUUUACAUUGUCGAUCGUCGGAUGAAGUCAGUAGAGGAAUCAAUCCAGCAGCUGUGUGAGCAAAUGUUCCGAUUCUGCCAAAAGACUCGCCGCCAGCGUAUCAACCAGCGUAACCGUACCGAACGUCUGUCUGAUCUGCUGGACUGGAAACGCAUGGGCCUUGAGUACAUCAAGGCACGCCAACUGGCCCUUAGACGGGCAUAUCCGGACUCGUUCGUCGAUGAAGAAGAGGACGAAGAGGUGUUCCGGAAGAUUCCAAAACCGCUUUCGGCACCUGCAAGUCCACGCGUCCGCAACCUGGACAGCUUUAAUGUAGAUGAGGACGCAGAGGAAGAUAUCCCUUCGUACCAGCUGCGAUCCAAAAAGGAGUACCCGGCCAUGAGCCAUCAGAAUGACAAGACCCGAGAAGAUGAACUGUUGCGAGAAGGUGACAUCAAGACAUUGAAUAAGCUGUCUAUCGGUGACAAGAAACAAAAGAAUCCUUAUUAAAAAAUAAAAGUAAAUAAAUAAAAAUAUAUAUUCUUUCUCAUUUUUUUUUCUUUUUUUCACUUGCAUUAAAAUAUGGCUGUAUCUGUGCUUGUAUAUAUAUACAAUUUAUAUAAUACAAAAUAUAAUAUAAUAUAGUAUAAUAUAAGCAUCAAGUAAAGAAC